Huiozyma naganishii CBS 8797 is the source of this 1818-nucleotide messenger RNA. RefSeq names its product mRNA-binding ribosome synthesis protein NOP7 (gene NOP7). The transcript has a single exon. Gene Ontology annotation, cellular component: nucleolus; PeBoW complex. The record is from RefSeq and is a predicted model, not a curated record. NCBI's taxonomy places the organism in Eukaryota, Fungi, Ascomycota, Saccharomycetes, Saccharomycetales, Saccharomycetaceae. Gene Ontology annotation, biological process: ribosome biogenesis; maturation of LSU-rRNA from tricistronic rRNA transcript (SSU-rRNA, 5.8S rRNA, LSU-rRNA). Gene Ontology annotation, molecular function: RNA binding. Bases 1 to 1818 code for a protein of 605 amino acids.
AUGAGAAUCAAGAAGAAGAACACAAGGGGUAAUGCCAAAAACUAUAUCACCAGAACCCAGGCUGUCAAAAAGCUGCAGGUUUCGCUAGCCGACUUCAGAAGACUGUGUAUCUUCAAAGGUAUCUACCCAAGAGAGCCCCGUAACAAGAAGAAGGCCAACAAGGGCUCUACUGCUCCUACCACAUUUUACUACUCUAAAGACAUCCAGUAUUUGAUUCAUGAGCCUGUUUUGGCCAAAUUCAGAGAACAUAAAUCGUUUGCCAAGAAAUUGACCAGGGCGCUAGGUAGAGGUGAAGUUGGCUCCGCCAAAAGACUGGAAGAGAACAGAUCCUCUUAUAAAUUGGACCACAUUAUCAAAGAAAGAUAUCCAAGUUUCCCAGAUGCGCUUAGAGAUAUCGAUGAUGCCCUGAAUAUGCUAUUCCUAUUCGCCAAUUUACCAGCCACGAACCAAAUUUCUGCCAAAAUUACCCAUGAUGCGCAGAAAUUGUGUAACCAAUGGUUGGCCUUUGUUGCGCGUGAGAGAUUGGUGCGGAAAGUGUUUGUGUCCAUCAAGGGUGUCUAUUAUCAAGCUUCUGUGAGGGGGGAGGACAUCAGAUGGUUAGUCCCAUUCAAGUUUCCAGAAAAUAUUCCCUCUGACGUUGACUUCAGAAUCAUGCUUACUUUCUUAGAGUUUUAUUCUACCUUGUUGCAUUUUGUUUUGUACAAGUUGUACACGGACAAUGAGUUGGUUUACCCACCAAAACUCGACGUGGAAAAGGAUAAAAUAAUAACCGGUCUGUCUUCCUACAUCUUGGAAUCUCAAAAUGAGGAAUCCGUCUUGUCGAAACCAAAAUUGUCCCAGCCUAAGGAUGACGAGGUCACCGUGUUGGACGAAAAGGCACUGAGCUCCGCAUUGAAGGCUGAUGUUAGUAAAGAACAGCAAGACGCAAAUGGGGAAACUGAAGCUGCUUCUGACGAAGAGAACGUGAAGGACGUUGAGCUAGACGCUUUUGAAGAUAACAGUAAAAUAAAGGUGAUGUUCUGGUCCAACCAAGUCAAUUCGACUCCCCCAGUUUCUACCUUGUUCUCUGACUUCGUCUUCUACGUUGGCAGAGAAGUCCCAUUGGAUAUUGUUGAGUUCUUGAUUUUGUCAGCUGGGGGCAAUGUCGUUAGUGAGGUUGCGGUAGACGAGUUAGAAUCUAAGGACGGUAUUGAUUUAUCCAAGAUAACACAUCAAAUUGUCGAUAGACCAGUGUUGAAGAAUAAGGUUCCCGGAAGAACAUACAUUCAGCCACAAUGGAUCUUUGACUGUAUCAACAAGGCUGACCUUGUACCUGCAAACCUGUAUGUACCAGGUGAACCGCUACCUCCUCAUCUAAGUCCAUGGGGUGAUUCUAUUGGUUACAAUCCAGAAGCCAACGCCGAGAAGGAAGAAAAUUCUGAAGAGGAAGAGGAAGAAAGUGUUUCUGAAGAGGAAGAACAAAAUGAAGUUGCAGAAGAUCAAGACCAAGAGCUGGUCGUUGGUGAAGACGAUGAUGAGGAAGCCGCUGAAUUGGCUGCUCAGAAAGAACUGGAAUUGGAAGCCCAAGGUGUACCAUUUAGCGAAGUUAAAAAUCAAGUGAGUAAGCAAAAGCCUAAGGGAAAGAAGAGAAAGGUUACAGAAGAGGAGGAGGAGAAGAACUUGAAGUUGAUUAUGAUGAGUAAUAAGCAGCGUAAGUUGUACAAGAAGAUGCAAUAUUCCAAUUCGAAGAAAGAUGAACAAGUCGAGAAGUUAAAGAGCAAAAAGAAGCAGAUUGACAAAGCCAAGAAGAAGCUGAAUAAAUUGAACGAAAAGUCUUAA